AUGGGCUCCCUCGGACACGCCAUGGCCCCCUACACCGUCCUGGACGACACCCGUCCAGACGACAUGUCCCUCCCGGCUUUUAUGGUGUCUAGUACCCGCGGCUUCCUCCCCCGGAUGGAUCCCAUCGUGACACUGCCGGCCGAGUUCGACGCGCUCGAGUCCAUCCUCCAGCGCAUGCCCGUCAAGACCCUCUCGGGCGAGCCUGGCCUGCUGGCCGAGAGCAAGCUGGGCGACACGGUGACUAAGGAGCUGCCCGACCUCACCGACGCCGUCGACAAGUACAAGGACAACCUGCCGCUCAUGAACGCCCUGUACAGGGACUACUCGUUCCUCGCGUCCGCCUACCUGCUCGAGCCGUGCCACGAGCGCUUCGUCAGGGGCGAGGAGUACGGGUUGGGGAGGGAGGUGCUGCCGGCCAACAUCGCACGGCCCAUCGCCAAGUGCGCUGCUCUGUAG
Molecule: messenger RNA, 456 nt
Organism: Chaetomium globosum CBS 148.51
Lineage: Eukaryota; Fungi; Ascomycota; Sordariomycetes; Sordariales; Chaetomiaceae
Exons: 2
Coding region: 1-456 (151 amino acids)
Molecular function (GO): heme binding; metal ion binding
Source: RefSeq, a predicted model, not a curated record